AAAUUUCGGAUCUCAUUCAAAAGUCGACUCUCUGACCCAAAAGUAGACGAGUCAUCUUCUUCGAUAGCACAUCUUCUUCUCGAUACAACGCACGAGAGAGCAAAGAGAACAAAGCCUUCUAAAGCAAUCGAAAAUGGUUUGCGUAGCGUGUUUAAUACCGCUGUUCCUCGUCCCGAUCGUUAAUUUAUUACCUGUUCUCUUCCAUAUUCUCAUGGCAAAGAUUUAUAGAAUGUUUGGAAAGGAGUAUCAGAGACCGGAAAGAGCAGCUCCUGCUUGUCCUUUUAAACCAUCAGCUACUAAACCCAAUAAUUCUGUCACAGGAGAACCAGGUUCUGGCACCUCUCACCCUAUACCUAAGGCAGUUGGAGUGGAUGAUUCCAAGCAGGAUUAACUUUGGAAGAAUUGGAAACUUCCAUUCUAUUCAGAAAAAGCAAAUAUCGGUUAUGUCUUCCUUGAGAUUCUGCAGGUCCCCCUAGCCAUUGGCAAAAUGAUAUGUGUGCUACCAAGAUCAUCUUGGUUAAUUUAGUUUGUGGAGAUUUGGAUAAUGUAAACUGAACUUUCUUACAUUUUUCUCGUUAACUUGUAGAUCUCUGUUUAGAAGCACACAUAUUGUUAUAUAAUUGUGUCUCCAACUUUAUAAUCUCUCUUCAGCCAUGUUAUGUAUUUGGAAGUGUCGAAUUAUGCCUUAA
Molecule: messenger RNA, 689 nt
Organism: Nicotiana attenuata
Lineage: Eukaryota; Viridiplantae; Streptophyta; Magnoliopsida; Solanales; Solanaceae
Exons: 4
Coding region: 134-391 (85 amino acids)
Source: RefSeq, a predicted model, not a curated record